This is a messenger RNA of Pocillopora verrucosa, 1173 nucleotides long. Its product is annotated as allatostatin-A receptor-like. Gene Ontology annotation, molecular function: G protein-coupled receptor activity; peptide binding. The record is from RefSeq and is a predicted model, not a curated record. Gene Ontology annotation, cellular component: plasma membrane. Gene Ontology annotation, biological process: G protein-coupled receptor signaling pathway; cellular response to hormone stimulus. Lineage: Eukaryota; Metazoa; Cnidaria; Anthozoa; Scleractinia; Pocilloporidae.
AUGACGUUUUACACGCAGUCUUUGUCAGCUCAGGUUGCUAUAACCACCGUGUUCUCCAUACUGGUGCUGAUCAGUGUGGUUGGCAACAUUUUGGCUUGCAUCGUGAUCCUCGCAAACCGCUCCAUGAGAACACCCAUGAAUUAUCUCAUUCUUAACCUGGCGUUAGCAGAUAUCAUGGUUGUGUCUUUUGUCACUCCACGCUUCAUCUUUAUUCAUGCAUUCGAUCACCCAGACGGACUGCUGGGAACACUUAUAUGCAAACUGUUUACUGGCAGCAAUUUCAGCUGGUUGGGUGGCUCAGCGUCUGUGUAUUCCCUGGUGGCCAUCUCUGUCGAGCGUUACUUCGCUGUCGUCCACCCGUACGGUAACAGAGGCAAACUAACGAUGAAGAGGGUUAAAUAUGUCAUAGCGGGCUGUUGGGUUCUCGCAGUAGCAUUCAACCUGCCGCUGUUCUUCACAAUGCAGUAUAAUCCAGAGAUUGACUUCUGCACCGAGUAUUGGCCAGCUAUGUGGAUGGCACGUGUUUACAGCACCUCCUGGUUAAUUUUCUUCGGUGCGCUGCCUAUUGCUCUCAUGACCGUGCUUUACGCACGGGUCGUUAGGCGACUUUGGUUCAAACGAGAUCAAGGUUCUCGCGUCACGCAAGCAGCGGUUCUCAAGUCACGCAAACGCGUGACAAAAAUGGUGAUUACGGUCAGCUUAGUGUACAGCGUCACGUGGUUUCCAGUCCUAAUCAUCUACAUGUUGAACUACUUUCAUGAUUCACAGCAGUAUGGAAACAUUGUCUACAUCAUCGGCAUCGUAAUUGUCACCUUCAACUCGUGCGUUAAUCCCUUCGUUUACGUGUUCGUCAAUGAGCGCUUCAGAAACCACCUGAAGCGGUUGUUUAGGCUCCCUUGUCAGGGUGCGAAUCGAAUGAACUUGGAGCGGGGCGAGCCUACAAAUGAUGGAGCAGAUAGCAGUUCACAACAUCACAGACCAGCCAUUUAUGUAGUUGCUCAAGAGUUAGCUUGUGUAAUCUGUGAUUGUUGCAGAGCUCUGCUGAUAACAAUCUUUGCUGAGAUGCCUCUGCGCACUGCAUCAAGAAGAGAGACGAUCACAUUUAGAUGGAAGGCUAAGAAUGAUGACCUGAGGUCCCCGAUGGGGCUAAAUUAUAUCGUUAUCAUUGGAUAA